CCCGUUGGUUUCCCACCCAUCGUCCGCGCCUCCCCCUUCCUCCCUCUCCCCUCCUUCCCCUUCUCGUUCUCGCGCCCUGUCUGACGCCAGACUGGAUCCGGCUGGGCGACUUCGAACCGAGACCCCAAAACCCGUUCGCCUGGGCGCCACGAGGCCACGCAGCACACGCACGCACGCUCGAUCGUGCGUGCGCACAAAGUGUUCUAGUGUAUCAGACGACAUCCGAAUUCCGAUAAUGUGUGGAACAGUGACACAGACAUAGUGGAAGAUCGGGGCCAUAAGAUACGCACUUAAUUGUCGUAUCCAUCUUCCACCCGACCCUUCCACCGCUUUCCCUCACUCGGAAAAGGCGCCACCUGACGCUCGGAUCAUGACGAACGGGUGGAAUCCUCGAGUGGAAUGUUGACAAGAACUCGCAAAGCGAGAACCCAUUGUCAGUGACUCAGUGUUGUCACCGCUCUGGCGCUCCUUGGCCGAGCUCUGGAAGCAUGUGAAUCAACCCCCGCAACCCACUUCAUCAACGUCCCCCCGUCUCAGUCGUCACGCUCUGCCGUCCAUCUCGGCCGAUUGUGCCGUGGCAUGCAUUUGACGAAAUCUGACGACACCAGCACGGAGUCUGCCGCGCUCCCUGAUCUAAUCUGCCUAAUGGGUCCGUCUUCUACCUACCACUGCUGUGUGGAUGUCAAAGUGCGGCCGUCCUUUGCCCAUCUUUGCGGUCGAAGGAUCGAGGCCGGAUACUACUUUUCGGUGUUCUCGGGUUCCUAGCGCUACGACAGACAUUUAGCCGCCCGUUUGACAGCCGUCAUUUAGCCCCUUCACGAAAAUUAAACUCUCCCGCGCACCGACCGACGAACUUCAGCGCCGGUCCUGUCACGCCUGCAGUUCGCCGACUCUGUUCACUGGUCCUGUCAAAGUUUGCGUUUGAUCUUGAAAGCGAUCGACCUCGUCGACGUAGGGUUCCCUGGUCUGCCCCGUCGCUUCACCCCCAAUACCGGAGGGCAUUCACUGACGGAGCGAAGAGCCGACGAGGGGAAUCCCGCCCACGUCAACUUCUCCUUCAAACCGCCAACAAAUUUUCUUCCACCACAGUCCACGUCCUUGGGGCCUCGCAAUCCUCGGGUGGCCGCGAACAAAUUGCGGGAUGUGACGGUGUAGCCAUGCUCGGCUGGAGGGGCCCCCUUGUCGAGCUUCGUUGCGAACAAAUUAAACAACCCUGACAUCCCAGCGCUUCGCCUCGGAGACAGAUUCCGCAAAGAGCUUCUCUCCCCUCGACUCUUCCAUCUUGGCUCGCAACCGCCUGGCCGGGUCAUCCAGAUGGGCCGAAGGCCGCAGCACCUGCGCUCGCUGGAGGGGCCGGGGGAAGGGGGGGAGGGACCCGGCGGGGCUUCUGCGAGAUUCAGAGGCGAGCCGCCCGCUGCAAUACGCCCAGCCAUCAUCCUGCGGGCCUGUCCGGGAAGAGCCUGUAAGUCUGAAGAUACGGCGGACGAGAGGGUACCAGAGUCCCCCAUGAAGUCAUUUGCUCCUUCGGUGACCUGUCGUUUCAACGAUAUUGCAGGGCCCCGUACGCUUCAGGUGAGCGUUGGCGUGCAUUAGCAGACAGACAUGUGCAGAUGAAGCCGAGAGAUGCGCACGGCUCGUGAGAUCCAUCAUCAUCACUCUUGGGUAGUUUUGAGCACUUUCUUCCCCUUCUCCCCAUCCCUUCUUGCACAUGGCGACUCCAUCACCGCAUCUACCCCCUCUCCCUCUCCUUCGCAACCUGCCUUGGCGCUGAGGCAUGCAUACCCUUGAUGACAUUCGAGGCUCCGGAGGCCUUGGGCGCUUCGUGGAUAGUGUAAGAUCACAAUCGAGAUAAACUAUCUUUCCUGUCUUGAUGAACCGUGGACCACGAAAGGCUUGUGUCAGCCUCCUUCCCACGUCCCUGCCUUAUCUAUCAACC
Messenger RNA from Colletotrichum destructivum, 1936 nucleotides. RefSeq lists its product as uncharacterized. NCBI's taxonomy places the organism in Eukaryota, Fungi, Ascomycota, Sordariomycetes, Glomerellales, Glomerellaceae. The record is from RefSeq and is a predicted model, not a curated record. The transcript has a single exon. Bases 1315 to 1593 code for a protein of 92 amino acids.